Fusarium odoratissimum NRRL 54006 is the source of this 1812-nucleotide messenger RNA. RefSeq lists its product as uncharacterized. The record is from RefSeq and is a predicted model, not a curated record. Gene Ontology annotation, molecular function: NADP binding; flavin adenine dinucleotide binding; N,N-dimethylaniline monooxygenase activity. Lineage: Eukaryota; Fungi; Ascomycota; Sordariomycetes; Hypocreales; Nectriaceae. Bases 1 to 1812 code for a protein of 603 amino acids. The transcript has 8 exons.
AUGAGCCCUGACAUCCCUGACUCGCAAGACUUGGCCAACAGGCUAGCUCAGGCCAAAGUGUGGAGUCAGUUCUAUCAGAAUUAUAAUCCAGACUACAAAAUCUCCGACAAGACUUUUGGUGACCCAUCCAAUCGUAAGAUUCGGGUCAUCAACAUAGGUGCUGGUCUUUUUGGCAUCAAUCUUGCAUACUGGAUAUCUGUCAAGUGCGAGAACUUUGAACUCACCGUGUUUGACAAGAGUAGUGAACUUGGAGGUGUCUGGAACCACAACAGAUAUCCGGGAGUUGCCUGCGAUGUACCAUCUCACGUGUAUCAGUAUAGCUUCGCACCGAACCCGGAUUGGCCUCGAUUCCUCAGCCCAGGUAAAGACAUCCAGAAGUACCUUCAGAAAUGCGCCGCCACGUUUGACCUUGACAAGUACAUCAAGUUUCAUACCAGGGUUCUGAAGGCCGAAUGGCAUGCCGAGGGAUUCUGGCGCGUCUUUGUGCGGGAAGAGCUACCAAGUGGCGACUGUCGAGAGUAUCACCAAGAUGCUGAGAUUUUGGUGAACAACUCCGGAAGUCAACACGUCUACCAAUGGCCCAAAGUUGAGGGCCUCGAUAAGUUCAAGGGAACGUUGCUUCACACUGCUGCAUGGGAUGAGCAAUUUGACGAAGAGGCGUGGAAGAACAAGAUCGUUUCUGUAAUUGGCAGUGGUGCCUCGGCAGUGCAGGUAGUGCCUAAGAUGCAGCCCCAUGUUUCCAAGAUGACUGUGUUCUCCCGCACUCCAAUCUGGUUUGCACCUGGACUUGCAGGUGAUGAAUUCAGCCCUGAAUACCGAGAGGAGUUCAAGAAGGAUCCUUCCAAGCUUCAGGCCCAUGGAAAGAGCAUCGAAAGGCGGCUUAACAGUCUCUUUCCAAUCUUUUACAGCGGCACUGAUCACCAGAAGAAUGCCAUCAAGUUCUUUUACGAUCAAAUGAAGAUUAAGAUCAAGGACCCGAAGCUCCUCCAGGGCUUUACUCCCGAAUUUGUUCCCGGAUGCCGUCGCGUGACUCCAGGCGACCCAUUCAUCAAUGCAGUCCAAGAGCCAAACGUCGAGGUCAUCUUCAAAGGCGUGGCAAAGCUCACAGAAGACGGCGUCAUCGAUACAGAUGGCGUUGAACGAAAGGUUGACGCCGUAGUCUGUGCAACUGGGUUCAAUGUCGACCUCAUUCCACGAUUUGAAGUCAUUGGACCAAACGGCCUUCGCAUAUCCAAAUUUCUUAAGCAGAGUCCAGACAGCUACAUGUCGGUCGCUUUAGCACAGUUCCCAAACUACUUCCACGGGAGUACCGGCGCCUACUGGCCCUCUGCCAACGGAUCUCUCAUCGGACCCAUGGACGCAGUCGCAAACUAUGUAGUCCAAGUCAUUCAGAAGCUGCAGAUGGAGCACAACAUUAUCAGCGUGGUUCCCAAGCAAGAAGCGAUGGACGACUUCGUCGAACAUGCUCAGACAUGGCUGAAAGGCUGUGCGUGGUCAUGGGACUGUCCAGCUUGGUACAAGGCACACUCUGGACCGUUGAAAGGUCGGGUGAACGUGAUUUGGCCAGGCAUUACACUGCAGUUUGUAAGAGCCUUGAGCAAAGUCCGCUGGGAAGACUAUGACAUCACGUAUGCGGCCAGUGGCAAGAAAGGCGCAAACCGGUUCUUGUAUCUCGGCGAUGGGCUUGUUAAGGAGACGUUCGAUCCCGAUAUGGAUGACUCGCCGCAUAUUCACCUCGGGGCUAUUGACCCUAGGUGGGCGAAGGCUGCUGGGCUGUCAUUCGUAGAGGGAAUGAAGCUGUUGAAUUCUUAA